This is a messenger RNA of Cooperia oncophora, 975 nucleotides long. NCBI's taxonomy places the organism in Eukaryota, Metazoa, Nematoda, Chromadorea, Rhabditida, Trichostrongylidae. The record is from the annotation of a GenBank genome assembly.
AUGUCGGCUCCAAUGUUCGAAAGAGGUCAUGACAUGAAGUUGACUGUGGGAAGCAUCUCGGCGUAUCCGAACAAUUUAUCUGUUUGCUAUCUGGAAAGUAGGAACAUCACAUACGCGUGCGUUGUUCAGAAAACUCAGGUGCAUACAGUAAAUUGGGAUAGCAAGAACGAGAGCGUAAGUUGGGACAGUAUCAAUAUCUCAGACACAAGUACGGACAAACCUGUAAAUGUACUCCAGGCCAGUUUGGUAUUGCCAAAUGCUCGAACGUUGCCACUUUUGGUCGUUGGAACCACAAUCGGAGCUCAGAUUUUUGAUAUGCGGACUCAAAAACUUCUUGAGCAACAACUCAUCGAUACAGGGAUUAGUGAACCUGAUGAUACCUCAUUCUGGAGUAGCUUUUGUCGAGGGAUAACUUGUAACGACAACACGAUUCUUGUUGGGACAUCUAUUGGGCAUAUCAUGCAAUUCCAUUGCAGCGGUGAAACAUCUAUUACGACAAAGAAAUGGCUGAAGGAGCAUACUGCCAGUAUCAGUGAUCUAGCUACCUGUCGAUACGACGAUAUAACCUGCUCUGGUGAUAGCUCUGGAAAAAUUAAUGUAUGGAACAAAAGCAUCAAGGGCGUACAACUUAAAAUUGCCACACAGCAUCCAAUAACGGCUAUGAGUGUUUUGCGGAAGCAAGUAAUUGUUGGGACACUUCGUGGACGUGUGCUGUUCUAUUCAAUCUCAGGUGGCGAGCUAAUGGCCGAAGUUCUUGCACAUGCCCGAGCCAUUACUUGUAUUUCUGUGGCACCCGAAAGCGCGUACGUUCUUACUGGUUCAGAAGAUGGACGAUUUAUCGUGUAUAAAUUGCACACAAGGAAGCCUCAAGCCUAUCAGGUAAAGGUCCCAUAUGAGGUCCAGCUCCUUGCAGAACACGUAGGUGUGAAUCACCUGGUCGAUAGCAUACGGCGACGGCCAUGGUGGAAGGUGUAG